GAAUAUAAAAAUAUACAGAAGAGAUAGAAAGUUAGAGAGAGAAAGAAAGGAGAGGGUGAAGUGUUAGACUUUGUGUCCUCAUAAAGUAUCACAUCACCCACUAUUUCAUACCUAUAAAUCUUGGUCCUUCUAUUUUCCAAAAUUCUCAACAAUCUCAACACAAACCACCUUAAAUUUUCUUGAGAGUUGAAGAAACAUUACAGAGAAGAAGAACAAGAUGGGCAGAGCUCCUUGUUGUGAUAAAGCAAAUGUGAAAAAAGGACCAUGGUCACCUGAAGAAGAUGCUAAACUCAAAGCUUUUAUUGAACAAUCUGGUACUGGUGGUAACUGGAUCGCUCUUCCUCAAAAAAUUGGGCUGAAGAGAUGUGGAAAAAGUUGCAGAUUGAGAUGGUUGAAUUACUUGAGACCUAACAUCAAACAUGGUGGAUUCUCUGAGGAAGAAGACAAUAUCAUCUGCAGCCUCUAUAUUAGUAUUGGCAGCAGGUGGUCAAUAAUUGCAGCUCAAUUACCAGGAAGAACAGAUAAUGAUAUUAAGAACUACUGGAACACAAGGUUGAAGAAGAAGCUACUCGGAAGACGAAAACAAGCGAAUAACAUGCAUCGGCUAUCGGAUACUACUCAAUCGGAUUCGAAUCGUGUUGAAGAUACUUCUUCGUCUUCGAUUUCCUUAAGCAACUCAGCUCUUGAAAGGCUUCAGCUUCAUAUGCAACUUCAAACCCUUCAAAACCCAUUUACUAACUUAUGCAACAAUCCUACACUAUGGCCUAAGUUGCAUCCUCUUCAGGAAAAACUUCUCCUUCAAUCUAUGGCUGAAACAUCUAAUUCUCUUAUGCAACAAUUUAUGCCUAAUACUCAACAAUUAUCACUUCUUGAUCAUCACAAUUACCCGAAAGUCGAUAAUCCUACAGUGAAUGGUACUGUAGUGAAUUCAAAUAGCUUAGUUCCAUUCAACAAUUGUGGCAAUAAAGCGACGGACUCAAAUAUGGGAGUCAGCCUGCAAUCUGAUGCAGCAAUUCAGCCUGUUUUGACAUUCCAGGCCGAGCUUGAGGAUUAUCUGAGUAACAAAAUAUGUGGGUAUGUGGGACAAGAAGAUCAGAUUACUGAGUUUGAUUGUUUUAAGGAAAUGAAUAAUAGUUCAAAGGACAGCUUAAUGUGGUGGUCUAAUGUGUAUGAGACAAAGUCAGGAUCAUCUAAUUCUUGGGAUUCGAGUUCUGGUCUUCAGUCUGAAGGGAUGUUUCAGGAUUAUGAAUAUAAUUUGUAAUUAGAGGAGAUUGGGAAAAAGAAAGGAAUUAGAGAAUGGGCUUCAGCUACUUAAUUAUUUAAUUGUGAUGGUGAAGAAAAUGAGGAAGAGAAGUUGACAAUAUGGUAGCAAACGGUUUUAUGUAAAUUUGUGUGAAUAAUAACGUUAAUGUCCUUCUCAGAGAAGCAUGUGUUCUAAAAAUUAAUACUGAGUGUAUUAUUUUCUAGUUAAA
This is a messenger RNA of Mercurialis annua (annual mercury), 1472 nucleotides long. RefSeq names its product transcription factor MYB36. The transcript is spliced from 3 exons. Bases 218 to 1261 code for a protein of 347 amino acids. Lineage: Eukaryota; Viridiplantae; Streptophyta; Magnoliopsida; Malpighiales; Euphorbiaceae. The record is from RefSeq and is a predicted model, not a curated record.